Messenger RNA from Melampsora larici-populina 98AG31, 438 nucleotides. RefSeq lists its product as uncharacterized. Lineage: Eukaryota; Fungi; Basidiomycota; Pucciniomycetes; Pucciniales; Melampsoraceae. Bases 1 to 438 code for a protein of 145 amino acids. The record is from RefSeq and is a predicted model, not a curated record. The transcript has 2 exons.
AUGCUGAAAUGCAAGUGGACAUUUCCCCUUCUCUACCCACUGAUGGUGACAGGCUCUACACUUGAAGUCGCAAUCAAAGUAUACCCCAAGACAAUUUCCAUUGGCAUAAGUCUCAGCCUUGCCUUUUCCUGGGCAAUUGAUCUGUGGGGAUUGCGUCUUCUCGUAGUUUUGGGAGCGACAGUGAGGGCACGAAGCAAUAAUCUGCCGUAUACAUAUGGCGGAGAACAGCAUGAUGACCUUGAGGCUGAACGUUAUAUCCAUUGGACUGUGAAGUGGCAGUGGGGUGGAAUUUGGACUUUCCAGCUGUAUGAGCUCUUUAAAACAAAGCAACAAAUGAAGUUUCAGACCUGGAAUACCCCCGUAGCAGCCCGUAGCUAUCAAUCAAUGCCCGCGCAAGAGUCAAGACAUCCUGUGAGACAAGUUUGUUCUCAGAGAUAA